AUGACUUCUACAAUGGAUUUCGUUCACUCCCAUCUUGUCGAACCCGAAGAGGUCUCCAAAGUUUGUGCUACCGGACUGCCCGUUCGGAGAAGCAGAUACAAGAAUUUAUCAGAUGAGGCACUGGCGGACUUCCAUCAGAAAUGGGAAGAGGCCGUGGGAUAUUCCUUCUAUGGUGGCAGCUCCCACUCUGGAAGUAUCGCACUCUUCUUCCCGCCUGAAUGCAAGCCAGACAGAAUAAAGCCAUAUACUAGGUUGAUAGAGUACUUCUUCGCUAGGGAUGAUAUGGUGACGGCAAGUACUGCCGGAAAAACGAGACGAGAAAUGCCCGAAAAUACCGCAGGAGGGGUAAGUUCACCCCGAGACAAGGGUGAUAUGAGCAAGGUGAAGCAGAUACAAUCCGAGAUCUUCCGAGAGCUGAUCGAGGUAGAUCGUCUUCGUGGAACCUUACUUCUUGACUCGUUGAAAAAAUUCGACAAAAUACACGAUACCCGGUCAGUUGAAGAUUUUCAGUCGUGGGAUGCUUACCUGGACUAUCGCUGUCAAGAUAUGGGCAUUGGGUUUAAUUUGACAAUCAUUAUAUACUGCUGUGGCCUAGAUCUUACACAAUCAGAUAUCGAGAUGCUGAUGCCGGUUUGGUGGCCUGCAGCGGCAGCAUCAGCCCUUACGAAUGAUGUUUACAGUUUCAACAGGGAAGCUUGUCUGGAGGUCCCGAGUAAUACGAACAUGGCCAAUGCUGUUUGGUACUUGAUGAAACAAGUCGGUUUACCAGUUUCCAGGGCAAAACAAUUACUCCUGGAAGAAAAGAUUCGGCCUUUGGAGAAGCAGUACAAGGAGAAUAUGGAUGCCUACUUGUCCAACUCAAGCGGAAACAGAUUGAUGACUCCAGAUGUCAAAGUCUUUUUAGACAUGGUGGGGUUGGGGCUUUCUGGAAACUGGUAA
Aspergillus eucalypticola CBS 122712 is the source of this 939-nucleotide messenger RNA. RefSeq names its product terpene synthase family protein. The coding region runs from base 1 to 939 and encodes 312 amino acids. The record is from RefSeq and is a predicted model, not a curated record. NCBI's taxonomy places the organism in Eukaryota, Fungi, Ascomycota, Eurotiomycetes, Eurotiales, Aspergillaceae. The transcript is spliced from 3 exons.